Molecule: messenger RNA, 2950 nt
Organism: Amoebophrya sp. A25
Lineage: Eukaryota; Dinophyceae; Syndiniales; Amoebophryaceae
Source: the annotation of a GenBank genome assembly
AGUUGUACAACUUCUGCUUGUGGUGCACCAACGUUCUGUGCUGGACACCAAGAAAGAUCGCAUAAUCUUGCAUACCUCCACAACGCCGCUGUCGCAGGCCACGUCGAAGGCCAAUUCGAAGGACGAGGUGGACACCCUCAGUACGACACUAACCGCAACAAGAAGGAGCCUCCUGUACCUGGAGCUUCCACGACCACGAACAAGAGAAAACCCAGUAGAUAUGGAAGCCGUGACGAUGUUUUUGUUGAUGUUGUCAACAGACCACGAGCAGGUACGACCUCUCGAUAUGAUGAUGUAGAAGUUUCAGAGGUAGUUCCAUACACAGGAGGAAGAUCAACAACUGGUACAACGAAUCCUCCGAUAAUCGAGUUUUUGCCUACCCACGAGACAACUGGGCAGGAGCAGCGACAGCAAGGCUUGUAUAGGACGACUGUGAGUGGAGAACUAGCAAUUGAAGUUGAAGAGACCAUUGACAUCAGCAAGGAGAAGGAACCUCCACAGCAGCAGCAUAGCACUCCUAGAGAUCACGGGGUACGUCGGUUAGCAGUAGCUACGCGAUUCCUUGACUGUGAAGUUUUCUUUUCCAAGGAAAAUACACCCACGUCGAAUACGAAUAGUUCAACACCGUCGAACUCGAAUGGUACACCGUUUCCGCAGCACGAGAGCCUUCAGCUGUUCAACCCUUUUCGUAAAAACACAACUGCGGCUGCAACUUCUUGUUCUGCAAUAACCUGUACUAAAGAAACUACUACUAGUUGUGCUGUUACACUGAGGAAGCCGGGCCAGCUUCUACAAAGAACUUUUGCAACUUCAUCUUUGUGUCGUCCAGGAGUCCAUCCCGGAGUUGCCGCAGUGCUUGGUCCUCCGAAAAUAGAAUCAGGGUCUAUCAGCUACAAGAGUUACAAAAGAAAGAAAGAACAAGCAAUCGCUGAGUACUAUCAAAAGCUUCAUGCAGCGGCCGAGCAGGUGGAAGCGGAGAAGAGGAGGAGAGCACAGUUGACGAACCCGCAGAACGUGUUUUUUCAACAUUAAGGGCGUAACCACUACUGCUCUGACGAUAUUAAGAUAGUAGAUAUAGAGAUAUAGACUCAUUUUUGAUACUUACAGUAGAGACGGGCGCGGAUAUUUCAACAAGAAUCAACAUGAACAUCUAUUAGUUAAUAUUGUAGACCAUCAAUGUCAAAAAUCUUCCCAGUACUACUAAAAAUGUAUUUAGAUUUACAAGAGCCACCCGCUUUGACUUACACUUCUUCACUUGGAUUUGGAAGUCUUACCUUUUUUGUUUGAGUACUACUAGAGUACUAUUAAGAAUCCCUCGCUCUAAUUCAACGGAACGCAUAGUGCUGCCGCUUAUUUUUACAAAGGAGGAUUGCCAGAAGGACCUAGUCCAAGCGCCUCUUCCACGGCUGUUCCGACGUCUGAAGAGGAAGAUGGCGGAAACGACAACUCUUUUUCUCAUCAUGAAUAUAGCAACAGGUACAGGAACAGCAAGACUGGAAGUAGUUUGAACUUUUGCAGUGGUGCUGGUGGUGCUAGUAGUAUCAACAGGAACUACGGUGUUAAUAACGCCAGUGGCAUCGCCAACAGUAGUUUUAACGAGAUCAACACUUCUAGUGGACCACGAGCAGAGGAUUAUUAUGCCAGUCUGGGUGAAACCGUCGUGGACCCCAGAAGAGAAGAUCGAUCAGCGCAGGUGCAUCGAGAAAACUCCGAGAUUAAGGCUGAAAACAAUUCAUUUCUUCUAAAAGCCCUCUUCUCUCCUUGUUGUUCCCUUCUUAGGGCAAUUGAGGAAAAUGUUAAUGUACUAUGCAAGAUGAAAUGAAACGUUUUGAGCUGCUCUAACGAGAGACUUCGCUUAGGAGGACCAAGUAGGACUGAAAGUUUUUGUUUUGUGCCUGCUGUGUCUCAUGAUCUGGAAGGACGGCCGCGACAGGGGAUUUCAUCAGCGUCUCAGCAGCAGCAUCUUCCGCAAGGACAACAGGGGCUUUCUGUUUCUCUUUCUCAGCAAGGACUACAAGGAGGCGUGAUAGGAGUCCAUCAAAGCCCGCAACAGCAUCAAGUUGUACAUCACCCUGCUCUAGUACUGGACCUCUCAACUGCCACGCAUGAACAUCAGCAGCUUUUAAAUAAUAUCUCUUCAUCUGCGGUGGAACAAGACUUUGACUUACCUCGUUUACUUCUGUUACAACAAGAACGAUUGCUUCAAGAGCGCCUCACGCUUAUCAAACAAAAGAACGUUAGAGAUCAGCUUCUUGCCCAAGCCCAAGCAGCUCAGACGGAGGCGGAACGACACAGCAUCUUGGCUGUAACACAUCAAACUUUUAAUAUGCAGCAUCACGCAGGGGGAGGUGGUCCUGGGAACUUUCAGACGGGAGGUGCGUCAUCGUCGAGAGCAGCCCAACUGCAGCAACAGCAGCAAAUGUAUCAGAGACAACAGCAGCUGUUGGCUGGUGCCACGUCAAGAUAUGCAGAUCCAGCAGCGGUGCAGUAUGAGAUGGCGCAACGGCAGGCGUUGCUCGCACAGCAGCAACAGCUACAGCAUACAGCAGCCUUGCAGCGGCAGGCACUGGCACACCAACAAGCGCAGCAACAAGCGCUGGCAGCCCAACAACAGCGGCAUUUGGCUCAGCAACGUGCGCUCGUGGCACAACCUAGAAAUUUAUGCUGAUGUCCUUAAAUAUUUUGCUUUUGACUCAGAGGACUUCUAAGAAUUCUUCUACAAGUUGGACCAGCACAAGAAUGAAUCAUGUUCGUAAAAAUAAAGAUGAUUCAUAUCCUAGACUUUCUUGUUCCAGUUCCAUUCAGGUGCCACAGACUUCUCGAAUUAUCUUUUAAUUUAUGCUUUCCACCUACUCGCCCUUCUUCAUGUCACCAACUCCCUCCGCCUGACGGACAUCACCAGACAGGCGGGCAUCAGGCAGGCAGCCAUCAGCAGAUAGAAAUAGACGGG